AUGUACCUGCUUCAGGCAAGCCGGGGGCAGAGAGACACCAUGGUGACCAUGCACCUGCUCCUACUGACUGUGGUUCAGAUCCUGCCCUCUGUGGAGAAAUUGUCCUACAGGAAUAGUAAAUAUGGGGCCACUGCUGACAAGCUUUUAGGAAAAUGGUACAUAACUCGCUGGGCAGCAAACAUGCCUAUUUCUGCAAAGAAAAAGGUCAGCCCACUGCCUCCCUUCAAGUUCGUCAAGAACAUUAUUGGCAAGUUGGAGUUUAGGAUGAACAUUUCAAAACCCAUCGGGUGUGUUGACUUUAAGAAAUAUAUGGACGAAGAAAAACCAGGUGUCUUCAACAUUUGGCCACAGUUCCAGAUCCACAUUGUGUUCCUAGGUGGAAAGGACUUUGCUAUUGCCUUUCAUGAGAGCAGAGGCAAUAAUCCAACCCACACGGCGACAAUGUUCAUGGGUCGAAACAUGUCUCCAAAGCAAACAAUGUUAUUGGAUUUUGAAGACACUGUGAAAUACCUAGGGCUGAAAAGUACAGACAUCAUCAACCCUGGAUGUGAUGAGAUUGUAGUAAUACCCAAUGCCACAUCCCACCAUCUGUGCCUCAAGGCCCCCCAUGGCAGCUCAACAGUGACCAUGAAGGUUGACUUAGAAGGUGCUACAGAUCCCGAUAAGAACACAUCUGUCUUAUCAAGUUUCUCCAGCAAAGACUAUAACUUCCACUACCAAGGCAAGAAUGUCAUAUGCAUCUAUGAGGUACUGGUGAAGGACUACUACAUUUUCUACAGCGAAUGGACUUUGAGAGACAAGUCUAUGUGA
Messenger RNA from Mesocricetus auratus (golden hamster), 810 nucleotides. RefSeq lists its product as uncharacterized. Lineage: Eukaryota; Metazoa; Chordata; Mammalia; Rodentia; Cricetidae. Bases 1 to 810 code for a protein of 269 amino acids. The record is from RefSeq and is a predicted model, not a curated record. Gene Ontology annotation, molecular function: small molecule binding. The transcript is spliced from 8 exons.